CUCUCACACCAACAUGACUACCGACACCGCCGCUCCAAACCCAACCGACAAGCCGGAGCAUCACGGAAGUUGUAGUCCCGCUCGCGCUAGCCAGUUCGAGAAGGCGAGGCCUCACCAAAAUACAACUCCCAUCUCGACCCUCGCACGCCGAGCCCCGUCGUCCAAUCUGAAUAUGUGGGAGGAGCGCAUCCGCCCACAAAAGCCACAGCUAUCUCCCUGUAUCCCCCCCUUUAAAAAAUCAAUUGUGCACGAAAAAAAGGGGAACACGCUUAAAAUACCAACACAGGUGACGGUUUGUUUUCGGCGCGCGACGGACAGCGACGAGGCGUCCCCGCGUCGUGCGGCGUGAGAAACAGCGGUGACAGGCAGGAGCUGCGAGGAGGGUGUUGUCCUGAUGCUUAAAUGGAAGUGGGUGGGCCUCUACGGUCACACACUGCCAACUUCUCUGUGGAUAUCACUCUGACAACCGCCAAUUUGUUCGUUUAUGGACUGUCUAUCCGGUAAAGGAGUCAUACGACGGAUCUGUGAGGUGUCCGGCGGACCGGGGACGGUCACCGCUCUCUCUGUUAUUUCCGUUAUUUGGGGCUGUUUGAUUGUUCCUGCGCUUGGCACCGCCCUUCCUGGCCGGUGGGUGGUUUCGUCAAACGGGCAGAUCCGCCACGGCUCAGAGCCGAACAUAUAGGCCGUCCUCCGCCUGUGUACCCGGCCGGCCUUCUACCGUGAACUACACCCUCUCCCUCUCGGUAUAUUAAUGCGUUAUGAGUGACUCGAAGAAGGAAUCAUCUGGAACUGAAGGAGGGAAAGCAUCUAAAAGGGGGAAAAGUUCUGGAUCACAGGAUUCCUCUCAGCCCUCUCCAUUGGCUCUGCUAGCAGCCACCUGCAGUAAGAUCGGAGGGCAGGGGGGAGCAGAGGGGGCACAGGGCCAAGCAGGGGCCCAGCAGAUCCAGGUCCAGGCUGGUCAGAUCCAGUUGCAGGCGGGACAGAUCCAGGGUCAAAUAGUGGUGGACACAGCUGGGGGUCAGGCCUUAGUGCCCCAGCAGCUAGAACUGGUCCCGGCACAGUUCACAGGGAACGGCUGGCAGAUCAUUACAGCAGCGCCUACUAUGGCCAAGGAGAACACCAGUCAACCUGUUGCUGUGACCGUGGCCACCACCUUGACUAAUGACAGCUCACCUGGUGGACGUAAGGUAAAGGCAGUAGGUGGGACCAACAGUGUCGCAGCCAAUCAGCAGCAGCAAUUUCAGAUCAUCCAGGUUCAGAACCUGCCCAAUGCCGGAGCAGGAGUCCAGUAUCAGGUCAUCCCGCACUUGCAGACUGCAGAUGGACAGCAGAUCCACAUCAGCCCUCAAACAGCGUCCAUCGGGGCCGUUCCCGAGCAGGUUCAGCUCAUCCAGACUCCGAGUUCGGGCCAGACCCAAGCUAUCAUUCAACCCACCAACCAGCAGGCCAUCCUGACGAGUACAGCCAAUCAGACGGUUCCACUGCAGAUCCGUCCUGCGCAGUCAUUCCCACUUCAGCUGCAGACUCUGCAAGGCUCCCAAACUCCUGUCAUGACCACAGUACCUAUAAACCUUGGUGGCAUGACCCUGGCUUUGCCUGUGAUCAAUAAUGUCGGAGGGGGUGGAGCUGUGCAGCUUAUCCAAUCAGCAGAUGGCACAUUCUCUGUUGCUAAUGGCAACCAGCUGGUGACAACAGCUGUGUCAGGGGUGGCUCCUACCACAGCUGCAGCUGGAUCAACAAUGGCAGUAGCUGAAGGCGACAGCGUGCCUGAUGGGGCUCAAGUGGUGUCAGCUGGAUCAGAGGGUGGAUCAGCUGACGCCCAAGUGCAGAGCAGCGAGGCAGACUCUCAAAGCCAGAAUCAGACCAAUGGGCUACAGAACCAGACAGACACACCUGGAGCCAUUCAGCAGGUGAUUGUGGGCCAGGUGGGGCACCAGUUGGUGCAGCAGAUCCAGCUGCAGCCCCAGCCUCAGAGUCAGGGUCAGGCACAGGGCCAACAGCAACCUCAGCACAUUCAGACCCUGCAGCUGGCUCCAGGACAGACCUUGCAGCCCAUCCAGGCCUUCCCGAACUCUGCCCAGGUCCUUAUUCGUACCCCAACCCUAUCACCCUCUGGGCAGCUCACCUGGCAAACGCUGCAGCUACCCGGUGGAGUCUCCCUGCAGGGUGGUCUCGGGACAGCUGUGCCACAGCAGCUGACGCUGGCUCCGGUAGCUGGUGGGACUGCAGUUGGAAGUGGGGGACUAGUCUCUCUUAGUGGAGCUCCCUUGACGCUAAGUGCAGCCCAGAUAAACCCUGGGUCAGGGGUGCAGACGGUCAGCAUUGCAGGACUGAGCACAGCUGGGGUCCAGGUGCAGGGCGUACCACUCACUAUUACUGGUCUACAGGGUCAACCACAGGGUCAAGAUGGGGUCAAAGUUCAGUCGUCUCCAGUGACUGUCACUGUGGGCAAUGUUGCAUCAGGCUCGUCAAUGAGUCCAGACCAGCUGAGCUCUGUGCAAAGUUCUUCAGACCAGGAGGGACCGCCCAGCAAGAGGCUUCGACGUGUUGCCUGCUCUUGUCCAAACUGCAGGGAUGGAGAGGGAAGGAACAGCGGGGAUCCCACAAAGAAAAAGCAGCACAUCUGCCACAUGGAGGGCUGCGGGAAGGUCUAUGGAAAGACAUCCCACCUACGGGCCCACCUGCGCUGGCACACCGGUGAGAGGCCGUUUGUCUGUAACUGGAUCUUCUGUGGCAAGAGGUUCACCCGGAGCGACGAGCUGCAGAGACACCGGAGAACACACACAGGAGAAAAGCGCUUUGAGUGUCCCGAAUGCUCCAAGCGCUUCAUGCGCAGCGACCACCUCUCGAAGCACAUCAAGACCCACCAGAACAAGAAGAGCAGCGCCGCGGUGGCAAUCAUCACCACUGACGACAUGGAGGAAGACACUCCCGAGGACCUCGGCGCCUCCCCGCAGAUUGUCGCCGUAGCAACACUGUCGCGUGACUCUGACCCCGCUACGCCGACCACUUCCAAUCACCUGGAGGAAGAGGAGGAGGAAGAGGAGGAGUUUGAGUAGGCGCCUGCCUCCCGUCUCUUUGCUGGAAGGCUGGCUUCCUGUUUUUUUGGAGGUCUUUGCAUAGACUGUAAGGGGUUACUUUUCUCUUUUUUUUUCUUCCUUUUUUUUCUAAAAUUUGACCUUAUUUUGAAAGGGUUCGCUCACGAAGAGACUCUAAAGGGACGGGCAGGGGUCCAUGCGAUGAAGGGAAACCUGAAAAAUAUAAACAGUCUAAAACAAAACUAACGCGUAUAAUAACAAAAUAAAGAAAUUUAGAGUGUAUCAAAGAUUAGUUUGGCAUUUAUAAAAAUUUAAUCUAUUAAGAAUUUCAGGUGUGGCGGGGAAGGGAUGUACGCAGAUUAGCACAAGACAGGAGACCUGCUGAAUUUGAAACCACCCGACACUUGAGAGACAUUUUCCUAAUCACAACAGAACUCUAUGCACAAAAGUUGUGUUCCUGCUUCACACCUGUCAGGCAGUGCUGAGGGUCAAUCAAGGUACAGAGCUGUUGCAGAUCAGUGACAGAACAGGGGCAGUAUUGGGAGGGGGGUGGGUGUAAAUGUGAGCUGUGUGAAUGAGUGUGUACUCCCAUGCUGUCCUGCAGAGGAUCUACCUAAUUUGAGUUUUUAUUCAUGGUUCAGGUUUAAGUCCUCAGAUAAGAUUCAGGUGUUUGAUUCUUUUGCGAUCAGAUGACAAAUAUAGGGGGAUAAUUCUAAGAAAAGAGAAGAAAAAAGAAGAGUAGGGGAGGAAAAAAAGCACAUAUAAAAAAAGAUUUAUAAAAUGCAUUCCUAUUGAGGCGCAGUGGCCAUUAGAAAAAAAAAGGGUUUCUAUAGAGAAAAACAAUCUAGCUUUCUACAACUUUGUUUGUGUAGUGAAAGCAAUACUGUAAUAAUGACAAUCCUAGUGAAACCAUGUUUACAUUGUCAGGGGAAGUUUUCUCUUGUUAA
This is a messenger RNA of Haplochromis burtoni (Burton's mouthbrooder), 3985 nucleotides long. It is a transcript of the gene sp4, whose product is annotated as sp4 transcription factor. Gene Ontology annotation, biological process: regulation of transcription by RNA polymerase II. NCBI's taxonomy places the organism in Eukaryota, Metazoa, Chordata, Actinopteri, Cichliformes, Cichlidae. The transcript is spliced from 7 exons. Gene Ontology annotation, molecular function: DNA-binding transcription factor activity, RNA polymerase II-specific; RNA polymerase II cis-regulatory region sequence-specific DNA binding. The record is from RefSeq and is a predicted model, not a curated record. The coding region runs from base 759 to 3059 and encodes 766 amino acids.